AUGACUCCCAUCAAGAAAAAUGGCGAGAUUAUGACUGGAACUUCGCCUAGCUCUUCUGUUGAGCUUUCUCUCUUUAAUAAAAAGGGACCCUCUUCUUCAUUUGUCGAAAAGAAGGGACCUGAAGAUAAUGACAGUGGUUACUAUCAAGAAGCUGUUGUGAAUGGGCCUUCAUCAGAUACUCAUUCCGGCGACUUUGACGCCAAUGGUGGUAACGAUAGUGCAGGUCAUGGUGGACUUAAUCGAGACUUGCAAGCAAGACACAUCACCAUGAUUGCAAUUGGUGGUGCACUGGGCACGGGUCUUGUAAUUGGAUCUGGAGCCUCGUUAGCUGCUGCAGGUCCUGGAGCACUGCUAUUGUCGUUUAUGAUUGUGGGAGUAAUUGUGUGGCUAGUUAUGUGUGCGUUGGGAGAAAUGGCAACAUGGCUACCUCUUUCUGAGGGAUUCCCUGGGUAUGCAUCGCGGUUUGCAGAUCCUGCAUUAGGGUUUGCAGUUGGUUGGAUUUACUACAUCAAGUAUAUUAUUGUGGCACCUAACCAGCUGACUGCAGCAGCGUUGGUAAUUCAGUAUUGGGUAUCUAGAGAGGUUGUGAAUCCAGGGAUUUGGGUGGCUAUAUUUUUGGUAACACUUGUGACUUUGAAUUUAUUUGGAGUAAAGAUUUUUGGUGAGAUGGAGUUUUGGCUUUCAUGCAUCAAGGUUGUUACCAUGUUGGGUUUAAUUUUCUUGACUAUGGUGAUUGCACUUGGAGGGGGGCCAGAUCAUGACCGCCGAGGGUUUAGGUAUUGGAAAGAUCCAGGGGCAUUUAGACCGUUUGAAAAAAAUGGGCAAGUGAUGCAUGGGAGUGCUGGGAAGGUUGUGUCAAGUUUGAGUGUGAUGGUGACUGCAGUAUUUGCCUUUAUGGGGACUGAGUUGGUUGGUGUAACUGUUGGAGAGGCUGAGAAUCCUCGGCGCAAUAUUCCAAGAGCCAUUAAGUUGACAUUUUAUCGGAUUUGUUUAUUUUACAUUGUUUCUGUUUUGUUUUUGGGUAUGUGUGUACCUUACAAUGAUGCUGGGCUUGCAUUUACAAAAUCUGGGAAAACAGGGGCAGCAGCUUCUCCAUUUGUUGUUGCCAUUACUAAUGCUGGGAUUGGUAAGUUGGACCAGGUGAUUAAUGCAGCGUUAUUACUUUUUAUCUUGUCUGGAUCCAAUUCAGAUAUGUACAUUGCGACACGAACAUUGUAUGGGCUAGCAUCGAAUGGAAUUGCUCCCAAGGUAUUUUUGCGUGUGAAUCGGUUUGGUAUUCCAUAUGUUUCGCUUGGGUUUACUGCUACUUUUGGGUUGCUAAGUUUGUUGUGUAUUUCGUCGAGUGCGCAACGGGUUUUUACUAUUUUUGUCAAUAUUGUUUCAGUGAUGGGAUUAUUGACUUGGAUUUGUAUUUUAUGGACUCAUAUUUGUUUUGUCAAGGGAAUGGAAGCUCAAAAGAUUGAUACUUCCAAGAUGGUUUAUCGUGCACCGCUGGGUAAGAUUGGUAGUUGGGUAGCAUUGGUAUUUUGUUGUAUGAUUGCACUACUUAAGAACUUUACUGCAUUUAUCUUUGAUUUUGACAGCGUGUCAUUUGUCACGGGGUAUGUGGGGAUUCCAAUUUUCAUUAUUACAUUUUGGGUGUAUAAAUUGGUGAAGAAGACACACCGGGUAGGUGCGUUGGAGAUUGAUUAUGAGUGCAUGGAGAAGCGCAAGGUGGAUGAAGAAGAGAAGUUAUUUUUGGAGGCUGAGAAGCGUCGGUUGGAAGAGUUUCCGCCUAGUGUUUGGGAAAAGAUUUAUAAUAAUUCUCUGGGGUAUUUGUUUUAA
Messenger RNA from Magnusiomyces paraingens, 1824 nucleotides. RefSeq lists its product as uncharacterized. The transcript has a single exon. Gene Ontology annotation, cellular component: membrane. The coding region runs from base 1 to 1824 and encodes 607 amino acids. The record is from RefSeq and is a predicted model, not a curated record. NCBI's taxonomy places the organism in Eukaryota, Fungi, Ascomycota, Dipodascomycetes, Dipodascales, Dipodascaceae. Gene Ontology annotation, molecular function: amino acid transmembrane transporter activity. Gene Ontology annotation, biological process: amino acid transmembrane transport.